Molecule: messenger RNA, 4349 nt
Organism: Oryza brachyantha (malo sina)
Lineage: Eukaryota; Viridiplantae; Streptophyta; Magnoliopsida; Poales; Poaceae
Exons: 7
Coding region: 1-3453 (1150 amino acids)
Biological process (GO): nuclear-transcribed mRNA catabolic process, nonsense-mediated decay
Source: RefSeq, a predicted model, not a curated record
AUGGAGCCGCCGCCUCAGGCGGGCCCCUCCCCCUCCGUCCGCGUCCUCUCACGCACGCCCCCGCCGACCUCCUCCCCCUCCCCGCAGCCCCCCGCCGCGGCCCAGCCCUCGCACGACGGCGUCGUCGCCGUCGGCUUCGUCGGCGGCGGGUGGACCGCCCGCCUCGCCGACAGGAUCCUGGACGGCCAUGUGUUCUCCCCUGGUGGCUCGGCUGUGGCCCUCUCGGGCGGAGUCAGGUACCACCGCGACGGGGAGAAGAGGAUGGUGUUCCUGCACCUCGCUCCGUCGCCGCCGACACCUCUGGAGGGGGCCGGCGAUCUACGGGAGCUGCUCUUCAUGUUCUCCGUUUGCCAUGUAAUAAUAUUUCUCCAAGAAGGCUUCCGGUUCGACACACAGAUUUUGAAGAAAUUUCGUCUGUUGCAAUCCUCAAAGCAUGCUUUUGCACCGUUUGUGAGGUCACUAGUAGCUCCUGCAAUGCCAUCGAAAGGUGCUCGCUCUAACACUCCAACAAAGCCUACCCACAGAUCUUCAUCCAUCUCCCCUCCAGCACGUCGUGGAGGUCGUCAUCCCUCUGCAAUCUCACUGAUGUCAGGAACCGGCUCACAUCCUUCUAUGUUGCCAGGACUAUGCAUCCCUGUUGUUUUGUUUGUCUUUGAGGAUGAUAUCAUUGAUGGUCCAGGUGCUGCAACAAGUCUGGAUGAUACAAGUGACACAUCUUCAUCAAAUCAAGCUUCAAAUACUGAUGGCUUGCCAAAAGCUAACAUGACUUCAAAAGGCACUAGUUCAGUGGUUAUGCUUGCCAGGCCAGCAAAUAGAUCUGAUGGUAGUUUCAGCAAGAAGCUGCAUUCCUCUGUAGAAGGUCAGAUACGUUUCUUGCUAAAGAAGUGUCGGACACUUGUGGGUCUGGAGCCAGGCCAUAUUGUUUCGAGGGGUGCCAGCAAUGCGAACCAUCUACCUUUGUUCUCACUUGAUACAUCAAGGGUUGUUGCACUGUUGGACCGGACAAUUAAUAAGAAAAGGGAGCCAUUGGAUAUCAUUGCAGGACUGUUUGAGGACUCUUUGACAUUGAAAUCAUCAUUGGAUGUUUCUUCAGUGGAAAACAAUUGCCAUCCAGCAACCCAUGAAGAUGUUCAGUUCAUCAAGGAUUUUAUAUUUCGGCAAUCUGAUGGGCUGAGAGGGAGAGGGGGACACUCAAGCAAUGCAACUUCUGGUUCUGUUUCUGGUGUCGGUAUGGUGGCAGCAGCUGCAGCUGCUGCUGCAGCAUCAGCAGCAUCCGGGAAGCAAAUGGGUGCUCCUGAUCUCCCUAGUUUUGAGACAUGGUUGUCUAUAAGUUCAUCUAUUUUGUCUGUGCUGAUUAGUGGGGAAGAUGGGUUGAGCAGUUCUCAAAGCAAGAAGGGAUCACCUACUCAUAUAAGCUCUUUCCCAAAGAAUGAUCAACUUCCUUCAGCAGGAUCCAACGGUAUUCAAACUGCUUUAUCUUGCUUAGAAAGCAACAAGGGGCUUAAUAUGAAAUUUUCUUCAUCAUGGUGCCAAAGGGUGCUACCAGCUGCUAAGGAGGUGUAUUUGAAAGAUAUGCCUGCCUUUUACCCAACCAGCAUGCAUGAAGUGCAGCUACAGAAAGCUUUACGAUCCUUUCAUUCAAUGGUUAAAGGACCGGCUGUCGAAGUAUUCUCCAAGAAGCUAAAAGAUGAAUGUCAAGCAAUAUGGGAAUCUGGAAGGCAGCAGUGCGAUGCUGUCAGUCUUACUGGCAGACCAUGCAAGCACCAGAGACAUGGUAAAUUCUCUUCAUCAGAUGCAGUGGAACGGCAUUCUAGCGGAUAUGUUUUUCUCCAUGCAUGUGCCUGUGGCCGGUCGCGCCGCCUUAGGGAUGACCCCUUUGAUUUUGAGACGGCGAACGUGACCUUUAACUGUUUCUCUAAUUGUGAAGAUCUGUUACCUACUCUCGUGCUUCCAAGAGGGACCGAUGCUGGUUCAUUUCCAGUAUCCUCUUGGAGCUUGGUGCGACUUGGAGGAGCAAGAUAUUACAAGCCAACAAAAGGGCUGCUCCAAGCAGGUUUUUGCUCUAAAGAAAAGUAUCUUUUAAGGUGGACGAUAUCUCUUGGGAAAGGACAUGGUAAACACGGCACUCGUGCUACCACUAAACCUUCCUCCAUGGCAUCUAAUGCAGACCCUCAGGCUCUCCCUGUUUCUGUAGAGGUAAAAUCGACAGUGUCGCAAACCACGGCAGAAAUUAAAUCUGUGAAACUUGAAAGUUCUAGAAAACAGCCUGAAGUCGAGUCAAUGAACAACUCUAUUAAUUUUGGUAAAGGUCUUCCAAACUUUACUAUGAAGAAGCCGUUUGCUGAAGUUGUUGCUGGCCACACAGCAAAAGAUACCGAGUUUCCUGCUCUCCAACAGAAGAGACCAGUAAAACCUGGUAUCCGGAAAGAUGAGCGGCAAGUGAGUAUAACAGACCAAACUAAUGGCCAGGGUCAUGCAGCUCUUAGUCAAGGACCUAUAGCUGAAAAUGAAUCAGAGAAAGUAAUCAGAGAUAAGACUAAUGGAAGUUCUGACAGGAAGACUUUUCUGCAGAUAGGAAGCAAUAUAGUGCCAAUGGUUGUCGGAAAUGAGACUAAAGAAAUUAAUCCACCUGUACAGCAGUUUGUAGUAUAUGUCGGAUUUGAGCAUGAGUGUUCCUAUGGCCAUCGUUUCUUACUGUCAGAGAAACAUCUCAAGGAGAUUGAUUCUUCUUAUUUGCCAUUUGGAAGAUCUAAUCUAAAUAAUGAAGCAGAAAGCAAGCAUGGUUCACAAAAGUUGCACCAAAAUGCAUCUAGAUUAGCAGCAACAAUGGAUGUGACCAGCGGAGGGAAGCAUAGUAGGCCAACGGAUUCAUCAGGGAGAAACAGCCAGCAGCAAUUGCUUCAGCCCAAGGUUGACACUGCGACAUUGGAGCCUGCUCACUGGCUUUCAGAUCCACAGAAUGAAAAAAGGGGCGGACUUUCUCUUCAGUAUGUUACACUUGACGAUGGUGGAGAAGCAUUUUCACUUCUGAACAAAAAUCUGCCAAUAUAUAUGCACUGUCCACAUUGCAAGAGUUCAGAUAUGAAGGGAAAUCAAGAUGCAAAGUUUGCUGCUGCUGUUUCACAACUUCAACGAAUAUUUAUUGUGACACCUGAUUUCCCGGUCCUGCUGGCAAGCUGCCCAGUCAUACAGUUUGAGCCUUCAUGUUUGCCUUCAAAUGAUCAUGAGCAACAAGGAUUGUUCAGUCUUGGUUGUCGAGUCGUCCUUCCACCUGAGAGCUUUCUUACAAUGAGGCUUCCAUUUGUCUAUGGUGUUGAGACAAGAGAUGGAAAUACAACUCCCCUGAAAUACCUUGAGCAACAACCAGAACUCACAGCAUGGCUUGUUGGAGGCACAGCUUUGCAGAUUGUAUCAGUAGGGCAUGCUACUGAGAAAGAAGCCACUGUGAAGUGAAAAAUGUGGGCUCUAAAGAUACAUUGGUUUUGGUGCAUCCUAUUCACAUUUGUGAUGUGUAAUUGGACUCUUGCAUAGAGAUGUUGCUUCUCUUGGAUUUAUGUUGCUGUGCUAUGGAUACAACUCCAGCUUCUUUUCGCAUUGAGAAAUGGAGGUUCUCUUGACAAUAUAAAUGAUGCACAAUGGGUGCGUGCAGUGAACUGGAGAUGCAGGCAACUGGACAUCACUUCUUGUACAUUAACAGGUGCCAGAAAUUUCUUGCUGAGGAAUUCAAGGGAUCAACUUCGAGAAUGAGAAUAAAAAACCAGAAACUUGUUCAUUUUCCAGCCUCUAUUGGAGAUAUGAAUGCUCCAGGUUGGCAGCAGCAGCCCCUUCAUGCAGCCAGGAGGUUGGAGAAUGUUGAAACUGGAAGGAAACGCAUGAGCCAGUCCUGUUUGACAAGUGUAAAGGCACAGAAAGUUGAUGAUAUCACAGUCGAGUCAAGGCAGCCAAGCCUGUGCGACGAUGCCUGCCCCUUUUUUUUUCACCUGCAAAACAACCGUUUCCACGUGAUCUGAAGAAUCAUUCAUUCCAGAAUGCUACUUGUUGUCACUCACUGUUCCAGGUCUGACACGUUGGUUACCUUCACUAUCUGUAUACUCAUCUACCAUUUUCCAGCCCUGGUUGAGUUUUUUUUUUUCCUCCCUUGUUUAGUCGUCAGUGGAGCAUCAGCAGAUGCUUUGAUAAGCAGAUGUGCUGCCUAACCUUUGCUUGGCCGAUAACUGAUCUGGACAUGAACACUUCCCUGCCUAAUCGACCAAAGUCGAAGUAAAUGCAAACAACAGUUUUGGUUGAGAGAGCCCUUUGCUUUCUCUUCCAGAAACUAGUUGUUUGCAGCUACUCAAUUUCUUCAGUUA